Messenger RNA from Didymella exigua CBS 183.55, 1011 nucleotides. RefSeq lists its product as uncharacterized. The transcript has a single exon. The record is from RefSeq and is a predicted model, not a curated record. The coding region runs from base 1 to 1011 and encodes 336 amino acids. NCBI's taxonomy places the organism in Eukaryota, Fungi, Ascomycota, Dothideomycetes, Pleosporales, Didymellaceae.
AUGACAACGACCUCCAGCAGCCCCCCACCCUCGCCCCGCGGCCGUCGUGGCUACCGCACCGACUCGCCUCGCCCCGCGCUCCUCGCAGACAGAAAGAAGGCAGCCGAGGAAAGCGCCGCCGCCGCUGCCAGGAGAGAGGCACGCAGAAAGUCUCUAUCCGAGACGAGAGCCAGGAACGCAAGGAGCAAGAGCAAGAGCAGCAGCAGCUCCACGCCCACCUCCACGCCGCCCAAGCCCAGGACGGGCAGGAAGCGCAAGGAAGCGACUCCCGAGGAAGAGACGGAUGGAGGGACGGAUGGAGAGACGGGUGGAGAGACGGGUGGAGGGACGGGUGGAGAGACGGAUGGAGAGACGGAUGGAGAGGAGCUUGACGGGCCUGUGUCUAAGAGGAACAAGUCCAGUGAUGAAGAUGACGGGGUGGAGACGCCUAGAAAGGGCACCGGGAGUCCCAGGAAGGAGACCAGGCCCAAGAACGCGACGCAAGAUUCCGCCCCGGAUGUGGAGCACUCACCCGUAGACACCGCAGUCCUCUCCUCGCAGAUUGCUGUCGCUGUGCAGUCCGCCCUGGCCUCGCACCCGACCUCCCCUCCGCCUGUGGAAAUCGACUACGCCCGCAUCACCGCCGCCGUAGCCGCAGCACCUCUCCAUCUCGACUCAUCCCGCCUCGCUUCUUCCGUCACAGCCGCACUCGACGCAGCCUUGCAUCCCUACCUCGCCCUCCUGUCGCCGCUGAUGGAGUUCACGCAAACCUGCGCGGGGCUCAAGAGCACGGCCGAGGAGAGCGCAAACGAGCACAAGGCCGCUGUGCACAGUCUUGUCGAGCAUCUGCGGAGGAAGAGGGGGGGGAUCGAGAAGGGCGGGAUCGAAGGCGAGAAGGGGAUGAAGGCUGGAGAGGCUGCGCUGAAGCGUGGGAGGAAGAGGAGCAUGGAUCCUGAUGAUGUUUUCGAGGACGGGAUGAGUCCGGAUAGUGAGGCGGGGGGUGGGGAGUUUGAUGGAGGGGAUGGGGAGUAG